Molecule: messenger RNA, 1039 nt
Organism: Cryptomeria japonica (Japanese cedar)
Lineage: Eukaryota; Viridiplantae; Streptophyta; Pinopsida; Cupressales; Cupressaceae
Exons: 2
Coding region: 192-896 (234 amino acids)
Source: RefSeq, a predicted model, not a curated record
CCAGAAAUACCAACGUUUGUUUUUAUUGUCUAUCCUCUGACUCUACUGGGUUUAUAUUUAGUCCAGAAAUGAUCAGCAUUUGCAGAAGCGCAUCACUUUGCUGGAAGAGAGACUCAAAAUAGCAAAAGGAAGUCCUCAAUAGUUACACUCUUUACCAGGUUUACGGAGGCUUUUUACUGUUUAAAGAGGAAAUGGCGUGCCACGAAAAUGAAAGUGAGGGAGUAAGUCCAAGAAUUUCAUUUUCUUUCAACCUCUCGGUAACUGACAGAACCUGGUCGGAGAAGCCAAAGAGAGAAAACGGAAUCAGUACCAAAUAUGCCAAAGAAUUUGAGUUUUGCACAGUAAAUAACUGCAUCAAAACCCUGUCAUAUGCCGAUGAAUUGUUCGUAGACGGCAAAAUUCGGCCUCCAGGUCGCGGUCUCGAAUCUCAGCGAAAAAACGUGACUCGUCAUCUGAGUCUUGAAAAAUCCAGGCCCUCUUCACCGGUUCGAUUUGCAUCCUUUCCUCCUUCAAAAUCGGAAAGUGCAGCCAGGAAGCGCAGACAAAAGCCGGCCGGCAGGUGCAUAAAUUACUAUUUGUGCAUUUUUCCAUUUUCUCGGCGUAAAUCGAAAACAAAAGAGUUUAAACCCAACUCAACAGUAACAAAGCCACCGGAAUUCGGCAAAGCCAUAACAGGUGCCUACAGCUCUCCUUCCUAUGCAAGGAAUGGGAAAUUAAUGGAGUCUUACAGUCCCAAAGCCUUACAGAAUAACUCCCUGCCCAAUAUUUCAGGGGUAAAUAUGAAAGUGAGUCCAUUACUGAAUAUUAGCCCUGCCCUCUUUGGCUUAAAUGCCUUCUCCAAAAAAGAAGGCAGGAACUCUCUUCAUUCUUUCUCUGCUGGCUACAUAGAUAGAUAAAUAUGAACGUAGAACUGAAUAUCUUAUUUUAUUGGUGCUCCUGUAGAUUAAAUCCAUUUCCUUUCAAAAGUUUUGUACUGUCACUCGCACAAUUCUGUAUUCACAAGAAACUUGGGUUGGAGUGAAUAGGUGUUCAGUGUAAC